Molecule: messenger RNA, 2878 nt
Organism: Haliotis rufescens (red abalone)
Lineage: Eukaryota; Metazoa; Mollusca; Gastropoda; Lepetellida; Haliotidae
Exons: 3
Coding region: 895-1794 (299 amino acids)
Source: RefSeq, a predicted model, not a curated record
ACCACCUCACUGUUCCCUGGAAGAUAUUCUUCGUAAAAAAAAUCCAAGAUGUUGGGCGACUGAGACGCAAUCACUGGUAUUAUACACACAAUCCCACAUAGACACGAACAAGGAAAACUACAGUGCUAAUAUAAUUCCUGGUUCUACAUCUCGACCUGCGAAGGUGUAUCAAUGAAACGGAGAACUCUUGCGAAAGAAAGUUCUAUUCAGAGCUACAUGUUAGUCCACCGUGGGUGGCGAGAAGCUGGCCGUGAAAUAACCGUGGAUCGAGUUAUUAAUUGACAAAGCCGUCUCCCAACCAGCUGUUUCCAACUGCCUCAGUGCAGCAACCGGUACGACAGGGAAACAAAUCGAUGUCGGAUUCCUAACUCAAUCAGCCUGUCACACCGUCCAUGUGCGAACGGGUCGGACAGAUGACCAGAAUGGUCAUUCAGCGUUCACUGCCCAUCACCACUCCACCACAGCCUCAACCUGAUCGUAUCCAGUAUCCCUCGAGGAGUAUCCGCGACAACAUUGUAGUCCUCAGUUGAAGCCGGGGACAGCUGAUAGACAGCAUAGCCUACUUUCUGUUUACACUUAUCAGCUUUGUAUAAAUGUUCAACUUCGUCAUCUUCUCUUCACCCCAUCCGAUUCCAGAUCUACCUGUCCAGGAUUCGCACCGGCUACCGCCAGAUCAAUUCGUUGAGGCAUCCAAACAGAAAUCGCCUAAGUAACGACAGAACGCAUGAAGCGACGAAGAGGAAGGUAAGAUCGCUACCAUCACCACAGCACACAAAAGGAGCUGGAUUCCCUAUCGUGUUUGUCUGAGACUGGAUCAAGACGUUUUAUGUAAAGCGCCAACUCUCCUCGCUUGAAGAGCCAUCAAGUACAAGCUGUACCCAUACUGUGUACGCCAUGCAGGUUGUGUACAGCGGCGGGUCGUCGACACCCACCCCCUCCCCAAGGCUGCAAAGGAAAGCUUACCAAGGGGGGUAUGGUCGGCCGGUGCUCCCGGGGUAUAUUGUGGGACCCCCACCCUCUGUUAUGCUUCACAGGUCAAAGGAGAAAUUAACUGAAGGAGACACUAGUCUUAGGGACUCAAUUCCUGCCAUGUCGAAGCCAGUUGCAGUUUUCUGUUUAGUGUUGAAUGUCUUUAUUCCUGGAAUGGGGACGUUUAUUUCUGGUGUCAGUGUGUUAUGCUGCUCCGAAGUACGACCCAAAGGCGCCAGUCGACGUAACGUGGUGUGGGUAAACGCCGGCGUCGCUCUGCUGCAGUUUCUCACGACGUUUUUGUUCCUGCUGGGCUGGAUAUGGAGCAUAACAUGGGGGGCAGCAUUCCUGACAAUUGCAAAAGAAUAUGGUAAAUCAAAAGAAGUGCAACACACACAUACAAUAAAAAUAUCUCCCAAGCACGAAAGAAACUAUCAAGAAGCAUCCACAAGCCGCGACACCCUAACACCCAGUAGCAAUGGAACCGUAAAACAUGGAGACGAUAUGUAUUUAAGCCCAAGUGCAGCCAGCCAUCCGCAGCCAAUGAUUACACUUCAACAACCCCCUCUCUUGAACCAUUCCGUGGAGAAAAUCUCCCCCUCGCGACCUUUAAUGAACGCCCGAACAAGGCAUCAAAAAAUUCUUCAAAGGCAGAUGUCUGAAAAUCAGUUGUCUCCUUUUACGUUGACCAAUGAAAAACUGGAGGCUAUUGUCAUACACGACAUUGUCCCAAGACCCACACGUGCUGCUGCUGUUCAAAGGACAGAGACAGUUGAAAGUGUUGAAUCCAUCUCGGAUUCAGAAGAUCCAGCUGGAAAGUCGUGACGAGGAAUACGCAGGUGGAACAAAGACACUCUCCAUUGUGGUACCUCUCUGCUCACGAUUUUUUAUACAUAGUUAUACAUGGCCUUUCACUCACAACAUUACCAGAGAGUUUUGGUCUCUUUUUUUUCCAGAUAUUGUUUUAUUUUGAAAUAUGCCUAUGUUUGUAUGAUGAUAUAUUUUUUCGUUAAAGGAAUAGAUCCAGAUGGGGAAUGUUAGGGACAAGCUGAAGUCAUUUAAAGUAAGAUGUUUGGGUUCGCUGAUCAAAGUACCCACAGAAUUAAUAAACGGUAAGAACACGAAACAAGAUGGAACAUUUGCAUUUAUGACCAAGAUGACUGUUCUUUAUUAAAAAUGACAAAUAUAUUUAAUAAUUUCACUAACAAAAUAAGAAAUAUGCAAUGCGUUGAGAAGAAAGUAUUAAUCGACCAUUGGAAUUGCUUGAACUAAAUAUUAUGAUCACAUCUUUGGCUUGGUCAAUAUUGAAGUAACUAUUUCCUUGACUACCACGCUUCUGAUGAGCCAACUGUACCUUGACCUUCGCUCUCUGCCGGUAGUAAAUGACAUUCUCACCUCUUUCGCGAUGAUGUCACUGUAACUUACAAUAAUUUGUUAAUGUUCGUAAUAUAAUUCGUCGCUUCCAUUUUAUUUUGAUUCUUUGUCCUAGGACAGAGAUGCGACUGUGAAUAUUCUUAGAAUCUCUGAUUAAUGUUUAUGGCACUUAUUAAACGAGGACCUCGGACCCCCGGUGUAUAUAAAUGUGAACAGUGCUUCUACCUACCCCUGUAUGGUAAUGGUAGCAAUAAAACCAUCUGAACAUGUCAUAAUUGCAGAUAAAUCUUAUACUCACGUGAUACAAAUAAUAUUAUGACGAUAUUCUUAUCAAUGUGUCACUUGUAUAUUAUCAGAAUGCCAUCAUUCAUUCACCUUGUCAUGACAGGUUUGGGUAUGUAAACAGCCGGGAAAAGAACAUAUUUCGAUUUGGCCUCAAAUACAAACGUUAUCAAAACGUCCCGAAACACUGCAAACUUAAGGUCAAAAGCACAUCUAUCAUAUCCGUGUCAAAUACAUCAACAUUGAAUAACCA